Molecule: messenger RNA, 1580 nt
Organism: Gavialis gangeticus (Gharial)
Lineage: Eukaryota; Metazoa; Chordata; Crocodylia; Gavialidae
Gene: GPR88
Product: G protein-coupled receptor 88
Exons: 1
Coding region: 393-1478 (361 amino acids)
Biological process (GO): G protein-coupled receptor signaling pathway
Cellular component (GO): membrane
Molecular function (GO): G protein-coupled receptor activity
Source: RefSeq, a predicted model, not a curated record
AGGAAACCGCAAGACUUCAUAUCAGCUGCUGCUGCUCUUGUUGCUGAUUGCAGGUGCUGCUUUUCUUGGCAUUUUCACAGCUGGAACAUCCUUGCUGCUGCUUUCCUGGAUGCUGUUAGCUGCCUGACCUGGAUUGUCCCUGACAGCUCCCUGCUCUGGACACUACUAGCUUCACUAUGCAACCCCACUCCUGCUAGCUUUAUUCUCUGGACUGUCCUAUUGGUUGCCUGUGUUGGAUACUACUGGACUUUGCAUGCUCUGCACUAUACCUGUAACCUGCCUUAGAGCCUUAUUCUGGCUCCUCUCUGUCUGUGUCUCUGCUUCAAAGCCUCCUUUCCCAGGUAAGCAUGAGAUUUGCAUGGAGGUGCCGAGACUGAGUUGCAUUCAAGAAGAUGCCCAACUCUUCCUGGAGUGCCAGCUCCUCUCUGCUGCUGCUGUGUGAAGAGUCCUCAGGGACCAGGAUCUCUUUGUCUCUUCUGUACUCCUUGUUAGCAAUAUCAGGGACCUUAUCCAAUGUGAUGGUUAUUUAUUUAGUCUUCUCCUUCAAGAAGCUACAGACAACCAGCAAUGCUUUCAUUGUGAAUGGCUGUGCUGCUGACCUGAGCGUCUGUGCCCUCUGGAUGCCACAGGAGGCGGUGCUGUGGCUGCUACCACCAAACUCCCCUUCUGCCCACUCAACAGGAUACCGGCUGCUCCGGGGGGCGCUCCUGGGCCUUGGCCUCACUGUCUCCCUGGUCUCUCACCUUCUGGUAGCGCUCAACAGGUAUGUGCUCAUCACUAAAGCACCCAGUACUUACCAAGCAAUCUACCAGCGGAGACAUGUAGGGUGGAUGAUUGGACUGUCCUGGGGCCUUGCCUUGCUCUUGGUCCUGCUGCUGCCCAGGCUUUGGACACAGUGGCCUUCACAGCAGUCACCCCAGGGGCACAGUAGCAGCAGUGUGCACUAUACUGCCCUGCUGGUACCUCUGGCCAUGCUCAGCCAGACAGCACUGCUGCUCCACUGCUAUCUUGGCAUCGUGAGGCGGGUACGGGGCAGUGUCAAACGGGUCAGUGUCCUCAACUUCCACCUUCUGCACCAGCUGCCCUUCCCUGCUGCCCCACAGCCACCACGCCGGGCCCAGCGACGCCUCAGCAGCAUCUCUGUGCUGCUCCUCUGCUGUGUCUUCCUCCUGGACACCCAGCCCCUGGUGUGGGUGAGCCUGCUGGGCUUCUUCCUGCAGCCCAUGCCCCAGGCACUGCAAGCGACCAGCUGGCUGCUGCUCUGCUCACUGUCAGCAUUCAACCCACUGCUUUAUACCUGGAAGAACGAGGAGUUCAGGCGCUCCGUACGCUCAGUGUUGCCGGGAGGAGACGCUCCAGGUGUAACUGUGGCUGUGGCAGCAGCAGCCACUGCCCUCCCCACAGUGUCCCUUCCCUCUCAGGAGCUGCCACAGCUGGGUGCCAGGGUGAAGAGCAUGGGUAACCUCAUGCUUCACUGAUCCACUUGGGGAAACAUAUGGCUCCCCUGGCAAGAUUUGACAAGAUGCUGAAACAUGUAGGAGGCGUAUGAGUGCAAAUGACUCACUGAACCACAGAGCAAA